ACGCAGCCUCAUGUCCAGUCGAGUGUAACCACAAGCCCACGGGAAUUUGCUGUCCAAUGAAGACCCCACAAAACGACAAACUCCAAUACCACACACCUCCGCUUCCCUCCAAAUCGCAACAGAAAUCCGAAGCGAAAUCGCGCACGCACCGUCUCGCGAUGCCGUCCCCGUCGCUCCGCCUCGCCGUCGUCGGCGCGGGCGCCGCCGGCCUGGUGGCGGCGCGGGAGCUCCGCCGGGAGGGCCACUCCCCCGUGGUGUUCGAGCGCGCCGCCUCCGUGGGCGGCACGUGGCUCUACGACGCCGCCCCCGCCACCUCCGACCCGCUCGCCGCCGGCGCCGCCCACUCCAGCCUCUACGCCUCGCUCCGCACCAACCUGCCGCGGGAGGUGAUGGGCUUCCUCGACUUUCCCUUCGCCUCCUCCGCCGCGGAGGCCGGCGGCGGCGGCGACACGCGCAGGUUCCCCGGCCACGACGAGGUGCUCCGGUAUCUGGAGGAGUUCGCGCGGCGGUUCGACCUGUACGGCCUCGUCCGCUUCGGGACGGAGGUGGUUAGGGUUCGGAGGGAUGGCGGCGGCGGCGGCGGGAGGUGGGCGGUGACGUCGAGGAAGAUCGGGGAGAAGGGGAGGCGUGAGGAGGAGGAGGAGGUGUAUGAUGCCAUCGUGGUUUGCAAUGGCCAUUACACGGAGCCUCGCGUCGCCCACAUACCUGGGGUGGAGGCUUGGCCUGGAAAGCAGAUGCAUAGCCACAAUUACCGCGUUCCAGAGCCUUUCCACGAUCAAGUAGUGAUCAUAAUCGGGGCAUCAGCAAGUGCAGUAGACAUCUCAAGGGACCUUGCAGGUGUUGCAGAAGAGGUUCAUGUUGCUGAUAGAUCAGCACCUGCCUGCACUUGCAAAAGGCAGCCUGGAUAUGAUAAUAUGUGGCUCCAUUCCAUGAUUGAUCAUGCACAAGAAGAUGGCUGCGUGGUGUUUCAGGAUGGCAGCUCAAUCAAAGCCGAUGUCAUCAUGCACUGUACUGGCUACUUGUAUGAUUUUCCAUUCCUUGAGGAUGAUAGCGCCAUCACCGUUGAUGACAACUGUGUCGAUCCACUAUACAAGCACGUUUUCCCACCAGAAGUAGCACCUCACCUGUCCUUCAUCGGAUUGCCAUGGAAGGUCAUUCCUUUUCCAUUGUUUGAACUCCAAAGCAAAUGGGUUGCCGGCGUGCUAUCAGGACGAGUCAAGCUUCCUUCGAGCGAAGAAAUGAUGGAAGAUGUGAAAGCCUUCCACUCGAAAAUGGAAGCGCGUGGAUGGCCUAAGAGAUACGCCCACAACUUUUCAGACUGUCAGUUUGAAUAUGAUGAUUGGCUUGCGGAGCAAUGUGGCCAUCCACCAAUUGAACAAUGGAGGAAGCUGAUGUAUGCUGCUAAUUCAGAGAACAAGGCUGCUCGUCCGGAGAGUUACCGCGAUGAGUGGGACGAUGAUCAUCUUGUGGCAGAAGCAGCAGAAGAUUUCAAGAAAUACUUGUAAAAUCUCAAGAAGAUUUCAUUCAAUGUACAUGAUUGCAAAUUUGCAAUGCAGAAAACAUCAGAGAAUAAUUCUGUACACCCAAAAUCUCAAUUCAUGUCUGGAAUGGGCACAAAUGCUCGUCAUCAGAUAGUUGGUUUACUUGUGUAUUAUUUGAUCAUUUGAUGCCUGUAGAUUGUAAUAAUAACCUGAAGCAAAAACAAGAGAAUAAUUCUGUGCAUGAGAAAGGAGAAACCUUGAGUCUGGAACGGA
Molecule: messenger RNA, 1754 nt
Organism: Oryza sativa Japonica Group (Japanese rice)
Lineage: Eukaryota; Viridiplantae; Streptophyta; Magnoliopsida; Poales; Poaceae
Product: flavin-containing monooxygenase FMO GS-OX-like 4
Molecular function (GO): NADP binding; N,N-dimethylaniline monooxygenase activity; flavin adenine dinucleotide binding
Source: RefSeq, a predicted model, not a curated record